This is a messenger RNA of Aspergillus aculeatus ATCC 16872, 1254 nucleotides long. RefSeq names its product phytanoyl-CoA dioxygenase family protein. Bases 1 to 1254 code for a protein of 417 amino acids. NCBI's taxonomy places the organism in Eukaryota, Fungi, Ascomycota, Eurotiomycetes, Eurotiales, Aspergillaceae. The transcript has 2 exons. Gene Ontology annotation, molecular function: phytanoyl-CoA dioxygenase activity. The record is from RefSeq and is a predicted model, not a curated record. Gene Ontology annotation, biological process: fatty acid alpha-oxidation.
AUGGGCGUGACCACCCCCAAUCCCGAAACCCAGACCCAGCCGCAGCCGCCUUUCUUCAACCGGCUCCUCUCCCUCGACUUCCCAUCCCCAUCCCUGCCGGACUUCCAGCGUCUCUGCUCCCAAACCACCGACGGCGCCCUCUACCCGCACGCGACGACCAUCAGCAAAAACAUCCCCAUCUACAGCACGCGCACCCUCAGCCUCACCGACCCUGCAAACCUCACCACCGUCCAAAACGAAUGGUACCACAUCCUCUCCGAAGGCCCAGGGAUCUUCGUCCUCCAACACUUCUACGAUGUGGAAGACCAUCACCCGACCCUGACCGCCACCACUGCCGCCUUCAACCGCAUCAUCGCCCACGAAGCCGCCACCACCACUUCCGCCAAAAAGGGCGACCACUUCUCCUCCGGCCACAACGCCCGCAUCUGGAACAGCUUCAGCAAACACGCCUUCGCCGACCCCUCUUCUUUUGUGGCCUACUACUCCAACCCGUGGCUCCGCGCCGUCAGCGAAACCUGGCUCGGCCCCGGAUACCGCCUCACCGCACAGGUCAACGUCGUCCGGCCCGGCGGCCAAGCCCAAUCCCCGCACCGCGACUACCACCUCGGCUUCCAGGAUGACGGUAACUGCGCCCUCUUCCCGAGGGGCAUGCACACCGCCAGCGCGUUCCUGACGCUGCAGGGCGCUGUCGCGCACUCUGAUAUGCCGGAGCGUAGCGGGCCGACGAGGUUCCUGCCGUUUAGCCAGCGCUUCGAGGCGGGGUAUUUGGCCUGGAGGCGCCCCGAGUUUAAGGCGUUCUUUGAGCGGGAGUAUGUGGCUCUCCCGUUAAGGGAGGGGGAUGCCGUGUUCUUUAACCCGGCGGUGAUGCAUGCGGCGGGCGAGAAUUGUUUGGCACAGGAGAGUGGGUUUGAGAGGCGGGCGAAUCUUUUGCAGAUUGGGUCGGCGUUGGGGAAGACGAUGGAGCGCGUGGAUGUUGUGCCUGUUGUUGAGGCGGUGUGGGGGGAGGUUCGGAGGCGGUUUGAUGCUGAGAAGGAGGAGCUGGAUGCGAACUGGGAGGCGUUCGUCCGGGCGCUCGGCGAAGGGUAUCCGUUCCCCACGAACCUGGAUCGCAGGCCGCCGGCGCCCAAUGGCAUGGCGCCGGAGAGUGAGCAGGACUUGAUUCGGAGGGGUCUGUUGGAGGGCUGGGGGACGGAGGAGAUGGCCGCUCGGUUGCGCCAGUUGCAUGAGGACGAGAGGGGUCAUCAGUCUCUCUAA